GUACGGAUGCUGGCGCCAGUGUGCCAAGGUGCCUGCAGCCCCAAGAGGCGGGUCCUUGCCGGGCAUCUUUCCUCGUGUGGGCAUAUGAUGCCGCCUCAGAGACGUGUGUCACCUUCAUCUACGGAGGCUGCAAGGGCAACGACAACAAUUUUAUGACUGAACAGCAGUGCUUGGCGGCGUGUCCAGACGAGGUCCCGUGCCCGGAGGACACAAGCAAAGUGUGCCGCGUGUCGGAGACGUCAUGUAGAAACGCCUCUUGCCCCGCGAACGAGCUCGCCGCAUGCCGCGUUACGCCAUGCACCUGCGACGUGUCCUUCGUGAGCGAGGAAGGCGAGGAAGUCGAUUGCCACAAGGCCGAUGCCGUCGAGGCUGCAGACGGCCCGGAAGGUCGAGGGGGCGACGUCGACGUAGCAGAGGGCAGCGGCAGCGGCGGGACGAAUCCUACUGACGAACCAAGCGCUGGUGAUGGCGGCGACGGCGGAGCGAGCGAGAGGGGCAGACUGGAGGGGGAGACAGAGAAGAAUAAAACCACGGGGGACGACGCAGAGGACGUAUACCAGCAAGCGGGGCUGUGGAUUGGCGUUUCUGUGGGCGUGAUCAUCCUCCUGGCCGGGGCUGUAAUUGCGGUCUACAAGUGGCGCGGAAACAACAGGUCCUACGCCAUUUUCCUCCUGACUUCCGCCGAGGACUUCAGCCCGUGUGACGGCGACGGGAGUAAGUUCACGGAGUACUCUUCGAUCACCGCGUGAGGGGCGCGCCGUCUCCUGCGGCAGAACACUUUUUUUUCUCUCUUUUCUUGUUUCCCUUCUUGUUUGUCAGUGCAGUGAGAUACGUAGGUGGUUUUAUAGAGGAAUAAAGGCUUAAAAUCUA
This is a messenger RNA of Penaeus monodon (black tiger shrimp), 870 nucleotides long. RefSeq lists its product as uncharacterized. Lineage: Eukaryota; Metazoa; Arthropoda; Malacostraca; Decapoda; Penaeidae. The record is from RefSeq and is a predicted model, not a curated record. Gene Ontology annotation, molecular function: serine-type endopeptidase inhibitor activity.